AUUUCAAUUUAAGCCAUGGAAACAAGAAACCAAAGUUCUGGGACAGAUUUUACACUUGUUGGUCUUUUCCAAUAUGGCGGAAUGAAUGCUGUUCUCUUUGCUGCCAUUGCCGUCCUCUUCUUGGUGGCUGUGCUAGGAAACGUCACCCUGGUCCACCUCAUCCGACUGGACAGCAGACUCCACACACCCAUGUACUUCCUGCUCAGCCAGCUCUCCCUCAUUGACAUGAUGUACAUCUCCACCACUGUGCCCAAGAUGGCGACCGACUUCCUGACAAACACCAAGACCAUUACGUUCUGGGGCUGUGAGAUUCAGACAUUCGUAUCCCUGAGCCUUGGCGGGUCCGAAGCCAUCCUCUUGGCCUUCAUGUCAUAUGAUCGUUACAUAGCGAUCUGCCAUGCCAUCUGCCAUCCUUUGCACUAUGCAGUGUUCAUGAGCAAGAAGAUCUGCUGUGGCCUGGUCACAUGCACCUGGUCUAGCGGUGCUGUCAACUCCUUCAUACACACACUGUAUGUUUUCCAGCUUCCCUUCUGUGGGUCUAGGGUCGUUAACCACUUUUUCUGUGAAAUUCCGUCUCUACUGCCAUUGGUUUGUGAGGACACCUCCCAGUAUGAAUAUACCAUCCUGCUGAGUGUACUUUUCAUCCUGUUGCUGCCUUUCGUGGCCGUCCUAGCGUCCUAUGCUCGGGUGCUCACUGUGGUAUUCCAGAUGCGCUCAGGCGCAGGGCAGAACAAAGCUCUCUCCACGUGCUCCCCCCACCUGAUUGUGGCCAGCCUCUUCUACACAGCAGGUCUCUCCACAUACACGCGGCCUCACUCCUUGCAUAACCCUGCCCAUGAUAAGGUGGUGGCAGUGUUUUACACCGUGGUCACACCCCUUCUGAACCCAUUCAUCUACAGCCUGAGGAACAAGGAGGUCCUCGGGGCCCUGAGGAGGCUGCUGGGAUGA
Molecule: messenger RNA, 948 nt
Organism: Fukomys damarensis (Damara mole-rat)
Lineage: Eukaryota; Metazoa; Chordata; Mammalia; Rodentia; Bathyergidae
Product: olfactory receptor 2AK2-like
Biological process (GO): G protein-coupled receptor signaling pathway
Cellular component (GO): membrane
Molecular function (GO): G protein-coupled receptor activity; olfactory receptor activity
Source: RefSeq, a predicted model, not a curated record